AUGUUCCGCAAGCCGAGGACCGACACAACAGAAAGACAUGGAGAGGUCCUAGGCAGAGCGCCUACRCCGCCAGGGACGCCUGCGAAGACACCCUGGAAGCUGGCAAUCCCGCCUGCUGUACCGCCACCAAAAAUCAUGGCYGCAAAGACCAAACCGAAGAAGCAGACCCCGCUACCGACGAUUGGUAGACAAGGGCCUAGCAGUACGAAGAAGACGACCUCAAAGGUGAAAUUGGCUGGGAAGGGCAAUAGCAGCAUUCUCAGCUUUUUUAAGAAAUCAGAGGAGAAUGAGGAUGCGGGGUUGUUUGUGCAGGACCACACGCCAUACGCUGCUCAGAAUGGAAGUGUAAAUGGAGACGAUCGCUCGGACGAAGGUGGUAGACCUGAGGACGAUGCGGAAGAGGCACGUUUCAAUGAGAAUGGUGGAUCUGUCAAGCGACGAAGAACGAGUGGGGGAAGUGGCGAUGGGCAGUCCACUGCUAAUGAGAAAGCAUCAACGGCGACCGGAGGCGAUGAUGGCGCCCGUAAAGCCGGCCCGUUCUUCGAGGAGAGUGACAGUGAACAAGAGGAGGAGGAGCCAGAUGCCAUCAUUGGGCUGGAAGGAGGAGCCGAAGGUGGUAUGGUUGCGGGCGAGAUGCCACGGCAGUUCGCAGUCAGCCUAGAUGAACCACAACACACCGCUCCUGUAGCUCCCGCGUACGGUUUCAUUACAGCGCCGACCCUCUUUAAAGAAGAGACCAGCUAUGAGCCCGGCUUGGGCGAUUUCGCAGACUUUGAGGACGGCGACUUUGACGAGGAUCCAUACGAAGGAGGCGAUGAGUUCAUGGAGCGAAGAUACAUGGAAGAGCAAGCGAGACUGGACGUAGAAGACGACGAGAAGGACUACGACGGCCCUUUCGAUGAAGAUGACGAGGCACAGGAUUCCGAGACGACAGCAACGAAGAGUUCAAGCAGUACAGACUCCAGCUGUCCGAUAUGUAGCGUAAACCUCAACGGCAUCAGCGAGCAGGAUGCGGGCGUCCAUGUCAAUAACUGCUUGGACGGCAACCCGACGCCCCUUCCAGAGUCGAAGAAGCCUUCACAAGGACAACUUGGGACAGAAAUGCCCAAGCAAGCCGUUCCAGCGAAUAGAUUCAAGCGGCAAGGCCGUCCACCCAAGGAAGGCCAAGCCAGCCCAUUCACACUCGGCCAGCUCAGCAGUGUUACCAGCGGCGGGUCAGCAUUCACCAAACUGAUGUCUGGUCACGCCGAGGACGCUGCCUGGGCCGAAGCGGCAGCGGCGGAACAUGCUUCCCGUGGCAAGCCUGCGUAUACACGGACCUGUCCUUUUUACAAGAUUCUGCCCGGUCUCUUCAUCUGCGUGGACGCUUUCCGCUACGGCGCUGUCAAAGGCUGCAAUGCCUACUUCCUCAGCCAUUUCCACAGCGAUCACUACAUCGGACUUUCAGCUUCUUGGAGACAUGGUCCAAUAUACUGCUCAAAGGUCACGGCGAAUCUGGUAAAGCAACAAUUACGAGUCGAUCCUCAAUACGUCGUAGCCCUGGACUGGGAAGUUCCUUUUGAGAUUCCUGGUACCAAAGGGGUCAUUGUCACGAUGAUCUCAGCGAAUCACUGUCCUGGAAGCUCACUCUUCCUGUAUGAAAAGGUGGUCGGUAAGAAGGCCAACGGAGAACCUCGUCAACAACGCAUUCUGCAUUGCGGUGACUUCCGCGCGUGUCGGAUGCACGUCGAGCACCCGCUGCUCAUGCCAAACGUCAUGGACAAAGUCACCGGUAAGACCAAAGAGCAGAAACUGGAUGUCUGCUAUCUUGACACGACGUACCUGAACCCGAAAUAUGCUUUCCCGGAACAGGAGGCCGUGAUCAAAGCAUGCGCUGACAUGUGUGUCUGUUUGAGCAAAGACACACCAGAUGAAACGGACGGCUGGGAGCAAAUGAAGGUCCAGAGAGCCGGAAAGGGUAUGGCGAAGUUCAUCCAAAAGGAGAGCCGCUCGGACGUCAAGGAAGAGCCCGUCAACGAGGACGAGGUCGACAAUAUCAAAAUCGAGAAGAAUCCUCAUGGAAGCCAACAAAUUCUGUCCACUAUCAACGAGAAGAAAGGCCGUGGCCGCUUGCUAGUAGUUGUUGGAACAUACAGCAUUGGCAAAGAACGCAUAUGUCUGGGUAUAGCUCGAGCGCUGAAUUCCAAGAUCUACUCACCUGCUCACAAGCAACGCAUUGUAGCCGCAUUGGAAGAUCCGGAGCUAGAUGCACUCAUGACCAAAGAUCCGCGCGAGGCACAAGUCCACAUGACACCUCUGUCGGAAAUCCGUGCAGAGACCCUGGACGAUUACUUGCGAGACUUUUUCCCGCAUUUCACUCGUGCCGUGGGAUUCCGUCCUAGCGGCUGGAACUAUCGCCCUCCGAAUUCGAGGUUCGUGGAGAGCCCUCUGGUGCAAACCGUGCUGCAUUCAGACAAUUGGAAGAGCACAUACAGUAUGCGAGAGCUGGUCCCCCAGCGCGGGAGCACGAGUCGAGCAAGCUGUUUCGGAGUUCCGUAUAGUGAACAUUCGAGUUUCCGGGAGUUGACAAUGUUCUGCUGUGCGUUGAGGAUCGACAAGAUCAUUCCUACCGUCAAUAUUGGGAGUGCGAAGAGCCGGGAUAGUAUGAAGGCCUGGUGUGAGAGGUGGGCGGCGGAGAGAAAGAAGAAUGGUUUGUACAAAUUACCAGAGGACGGGAGUUGGUGA
Molecule: messenger RNA, 2724 nt
Organism: Ramularia collo-cygni
Lineage: Eukaryota; Fungi; Ascomycota; Dothideomycetes; Mycosphaerellales; Mycosphaerellaceae
Product: related to PSO2-DNA repair protein
Exons: 1
Coding region: 1-2724 (907 amino acids)
Biological process (GO): interstrand cross-link repair; double-strand break repair via nonhomologous end joining; protection from non-homologous end joining at telomere
Molecular function (GO): damaged DNA binding; 5'-3' DNA exonuclease activity
Source: RefSeq, a predicted model, not a curated record